UUCAUUAAUUAGAGUAGAGGCUCUUCUAAGAUUGGCAUGAUUCCAAACUUUUUUGAGCACGUGUUUGAGGGCUAGAUGCGCGAAGAAAAGUUAACAAAAUGGCUGCAAACGUUGACCUCGCAAUCCUCAGUGUAUCAGACAAAUCUGGACUUGAAAGUUUUGCAAGAAAACUCAAAGAUUUUGGCCUAGACCUAGUAGCAUCUGGAGGCACUGCUAAAGUUGUAAGGUCAUCAGGUGUUGAUGUGAGGGAUGUGUCUGAAAUGACUGGUGCUCCUGAAAUGCUUGGAGGUAGAGUAAAAACACUACAUCCAGCUGUCCAUGCAGGAAUUCUAGCAAGAAAUACAGAUCAGGACAGUGCAGAUAUGAAGAAACAGGAUUUUAGUCUUGUUAGAUUCGUUGUUUGCAACUUGUACCCAUUUGUCAACACUAUUGGCAAAGAAGGAGUUACCAUUGACGAUGCUGUUGAAAAUAUCGACAUUGGGGGAGUAACUCUUUUGAGAGCAGCAGCAAAAAACCAUGCAAGGGUUACUGUAAUCUGUGAUCCUGCAGAUUAUUCUAUGGUACUGGAUGAGAUGGCCAAAUCAGAAACGCGCGACACAACCCUUGAAACGCGGAAAUACCUUGCUCUAAAGGCUUUCACGCAUACGGCUCAAUAUGAUGAAGCCAUUUCAAAUUACUUCCGGCGGCAGUAUUCAUCUGGGAUAUCCCAGCUUUCAUUGCGGUAUGGAAUGAACCCCCACCAGAAGCCAGCCCAGAUAUUUUCAUUACAGUCACAGUUGCCUAUUAAGGUUGUGAAUGGUUCGCCUGGAUUUAUUAAUUUGUGCGAUGCAUUGAACGGGUGGCAGCUUGUCAAGGAACUAAAAAAUGCAUUAGGUAUUCCAUCCGCUACGUCGUUCAAACACGUGAGUCCUGCAGGUGCUGCAGUUGGUGUAGAGCUGACAAAUGACGAAGCAAAGCUCUGCAUGGUCGACGAUUUGAUUGGUCAGCUAACUCCUCUUGCCAACGCUUACGCGAGAGCUCGCGGGGCCGACAGGAUGUCAUCUUUCGGUGAUUUUGUUGCAUUAUCUGAUGAAUGUGAUGUGCCAACGGCAAAAAUCAUAUCUCGGGAAGUAUCUGAUGGCAUAAUCGCUCCAGGAUACGAGCCAGCAGCUUUAGAGAUCUUGAAGAAGAAGAAAGGAGGAAACUACUGCAUACUGCAGAUGGAUCCAGAUUACGAACCAUGUGAAAUGGAAUUGCGAACGCUUUACGGCCUGAAAAUGGAACAGAAAAGGAACGACGCUGUUGUUGAUGCAAAAAUGUUUGAAAAUGUCACUUCAAAGAACAAAGAAAUAUCAAGUGAAGCCAUGCGAGAUUUAAUUGUUGCAACGAUAGCCGUGAAGUACACCCAGUCGAAUUCUGUUUGUUAUGCCAAAAGAGGACAGAUAAUUGGAGUUGGGGCCGGGCAACAAUCACGGAUUCAUUGUGUCCGAUUAGCAGGAGAAAAGGCAAAUAACUGGUGGCUCCGCCAACACGAAAAAGUCAUCAACAUGAAAUUCAAAAAGGGCACCAAAAGAGCAGAGAUUUCGAACCUCAUUGACACGUACGUUUGCGGAACUGUAGGUCAGGACAUGGACAAAGAAACUUGGGAGUCUGCCUUUGAAGUUAUACCCGAGCAGUUAACUCAGGAGGAAAGAAAAGAUUGGCUCAAGAAGCUCAAAGGUGUGGCGUUGAGCUCCGAUGCAUUUUUCCCGUUUAGAGACAGUGUGGAUCGAGCUGUCCAGAGUGGCGUUGAAUACAUAUGCAGCCCAGCAGGCUCAAAUGCUGAUCCUGUAGUCAUACAAGCUGCAGAUGAUCAUGGCGUUGUUCUGGUUCACUCCAGUGUUCGCUUGUUCCAUCAUUAGGACCACCUCAUAAAGAGAAAGGAGACCACGCACAAACAGUUAGUGGCCAAACUAAAGUGCAAACGUGAGAAUCAGCAAGCUUUGUUUCUAGAUAAAAUGUUCCAUAAAACGUCUGUCCUCGAAUAAGUUCUAGGGGGCUUAUUUCGCAAAAAAUUGGGGUGGGGCUUAUUUAGCAGCAGCCAAGAAUGUUACCAGUUUAAAAUGGUUUAAAAUAGUUUAAAAUGUAGAUAUAUUGGGAUAUACCUAUUGUUUUCAAGGCAAUACCUCAAUCUAUGGGGGCUUAUUCGGGGGUAGGGGCUUAUUUUACAAAAAUUUCUUUAGGGUAGAGGUAAACUUUCCCAAAGUCUAGGGUAGGGGCUUAUUAAAGGGAGGGCUUAUUCGAAGUUGGGGCUUAUUCGAAGUUGGGGCUUAUUUUACAAAAAUUACUUUAGGGUAGGGGUAGACUUUCCGAAAUUCUAGGGUAGGGGCUAAUUAAAGGGAGGGCUUAUUCGAAGUUGGGGCUUAUUCAAAGUUGGGGCUUAUUCAAAGUUGGGGCUUAUUCGGGGACUUAGCUAAGAGAAAAGGGAGCAUUCAUAGUAUAACUAAUGUUAAUUUAUUUUUUAAGUUAAAUGUUACUUUUUUAUAAGUAGUGUUUCAGUCUUGGCCAAAUCGCUUAGCUAGAUCGUAUUCAAAAUCUGUUCGCGAUACAUACAACAACGUCAUUGUUUUGUCGAAUUCCCUGGAAGACCGACAAACCCUCACAAAGGAGAGAACUUAUAAUUUAACAAAACUAUUUUAUAAACUGUAAGAGCUAAAGAGCUAUACUACUUGCUGAACAGAGGACAUUAGUUAAAAAUUUGUGAAUAUUGUGCUUUCAGUUCUUUUUUAAAAAAACAAUGAGCUUCAAUGUUUCAA
Rhopilema esculentum is the source of this 2774-nucleotide messenger RNA. RefSeq names its product bifunctional purine biosynthesis protein ATIC. Gene Ontology annotation, molecular function: phosphoribosylaminoimidazolecarboxamide formyltransferase activity; IMP cyclohydrolase activity. The record is from RefSeq and is a predicted model, not a curated record. Gene Ontology annotation, cellular component: cytosol. Gene Ontology annotation, biological process: 'de novo' IMP biosynthetic process. NCBI's taxonomy places the organism in Eukaryota, Metazoa, Cnidaria, Scyphozoa, Rhizostomeae, Rhizostomatidae.